Pseudocercospora fijiensis CIRAD86 is the source of this 1044-nucleotide messenger RNA. RefSeq lists its product as uncharacterized. Gene Ontology annotation, biological process: acyl-CoA metabolic process; fatty acid catabolic process. The transcript has 2 exons. Gene Ontology annotation, molecular function: fatty acyl-CoA hydrolase activity. The coding region runs from base 1 to 1044 and encodes 347 amino acids. Gene Ontology annotation, cellular component: peroxisomal matrix. Lineage: Eukaryota; Fungi; Ascomycota; Dothideomycetes; Mycosphaerellales; Mycosphaerellaceae. The record is from RefSeq and is a predicted model, not a curated record.
AUGACCGGCCGUGGAGGGCGGCCUACAAGAAAAGUCCCGCUCCCAAAACAUCCAGGCAACACAUACCUUCCAUUCAAGGAUCUAAUCCGACUUGAAAAGAUCGAUGAUCGGACGUUUCGUUCGAUAGCGUUGCCAUUCGCUCCUGGUGGUCCACUUGGACACGUAAGCGGCAACUUCAUCCUCUCCGGCGAACUAACCGUCCCCUUCAUCUACAAAGUCCACAUCAUCCGCAACGGCCGCUCAUACAGCACCCGAACCGUCACCGUCACCCAAAGUCAAUGCAAAGGAAUCUGUUUCACCUGCACAAUCUCCUUCAAAACUCCUGAACCGCAACAAAUCGAAUCCCAAGAAAACUUCGAAAUCUUCGCCUCAAAAUACAACUCCAUCCUCCUCUCCAACAAAUCCCCCCGAGACUUCCCCGAAUGUCCCAGCAUGGACCUCCCCUUCUACCACGCCAACCUCCACUCCGGAAUUUCCCAAAACGACGAAUUCCCCGGCCUCGAAUGUCGAAAAGUCGACAUGACAAACUACAACAAAUCCCUGCAUCCUCUCGAUCGCCGGCAACUAAUUUUCUACCGCACGAUCGGCGACAUGCCCGAAAACGACCCCAACAUGCAUCUGUGCGCACACAUUUUCGCCACGGAUCGGAAUUCUUUGUAUAUGGUUGCGAAUCACUUUGAAGUAGGGGAUUUUUUUACGACGAUGAGUUCGCUGGCGCAUACGGUUUCGAUUCAUAGUCCGAUGGAAGAUUUGAGGUUUGGGGAGGGGAGGGGGAAAGGGACGGGGGCGUGGGGGGAUGAGGAGGAUGGGAUGGGGAGGUGGUUUUGUAUGGAGGUUAGUGGGAGUCGGAUGGGGUAUGGGAGGGCGCUUUAUCAUGGGAGGUUUUGGAGUGAGGAUGGGAGGCAUGUUAUGACGGCGAUGCAGGAUGGGCUUAUACGGUUUACGAAGAAACAGGAGCCUGAGGAUGAGGAACGGAGGUUUAUGGAUGAGCAGAAUCAGAGGUGGCGGGAUCAGUCGAAGCGGAGGAAGGAUGAGAAGUUGUGA